This is a messenger RNA of Phycomyces blakesleeanus NRRL 1555(-), 378 nucleotides long. RefSeq lists its product as hypothetical. The transcript is spliced from 3 exons. The record is from RefSeq and is a predicted model, not a curated record. Bases 1 to 378 code for a protein of 125 amino acids. NCBI's taxonomy places the organism in Eukaryota, Fungi, Mucoromycota, Mucoromycetes, Mucorales, Phycomycetaceae.
AUGUACAAGUUGGUUGUCAAGAUUACUCGCAUGCUCAUUAGAGAUCUCGGUAGUUUUAGAGAAUCACCGGGAAUCUGUCUUCUGGUUUUUCAAAAGAAAUAUACGGAUUCGUAUAUGAUAUACGGGACCGUAUAUUUCCUACGAUUGCGAAUGAUAAAUCAUUUGCCUACGGAAUCAUCGAAAGCACAGGCAAAUAAUGUCUCAAAAUCGGUAGCGAAUUUAUCACCAGCAAACAGCAUGGACCCUACAAGAAAGCGCUCGUUUCCAGCGGCCGUGAGCGUAUUAACAAACAAACGAAUUGCUACAUUUUCGUCCAAUAACUAUCUUACUGCCCCCAACACUCCCAUAAUUCCUGAGCAUAUGAUCAACGCACUUUAA